CUGAGCGAACGUCGCAAGGGACACGCGUUAAGGUCAAGGUUCACUACUACCGUGCUGUUACCCCUCAAACCGUGGUACGCGCUACGACCCUGUGUGUUUACCAUAGAUUAGAUUUGAUUCUGUGCCAGCUAUAGUUUGAGCUGUUUACACAUAUCUCCACAGAACUGCGCACCAAAACUUCAGCUCUUCAAGUUCAAGUUAAAUCUUAGUUAAGGUUGCAUUAGCACACCUAUUUUCGACGGCCUGGUGGCUAAGUGAUGUUUCUACCAUGGAUGGAAUCGUGCAAGCCAGCCACCUUACCGACGUGUUCCAGAAAAGAGCGUUGUCUCCCCCGCCAGGCCGGCGAGAGAGAACGGACUCCGACCCUCCGUACGGCCGGAAGAGAUCGUACACGUCACCGGUACCCAUCGACCUAGAGCGGCGCCACCAUCAUCACCACCACUACCAUCAUCACCAUCAUCGUCGUAGGACCAACUCGGAGAAAGAACACAAGGAAAAGUCUACAUCAGAAGGGAGCGCUUCUCCCAAGCCAAGCAGCCUCGCAGUCAAGCUACACUUGCCUCACCUACACCUGCCCUCCUUUCUGACACCACCGAGCCGCCGCAAACAUGACGGAAAUAAGUCCGAAGAACAAAGUGCACCUGGGACAAAAGAAGAACAGACGGACGAGCACAGCGGAUCUGAUGAUAACGAGAACUGACAGGACUGUGUAAGAAACGUACACUUAUGACGCGACACUCUUACAAUAUAUUAGUAAGCACUCAAGUGAUACGGUAACUUUAUGCUUUACGAUAUCGAUGUUGGCGUAUAAUGUUGUUGUAGAUAUUUGACAAGCCAUGUAUCUAAUAGCCUACUGAAAAUAUGUGAGAAAAAACACGCUGCAGUGGAUGACUGUUGCAGAAAACGAUAUAUCGGUUUUACAUCAAUAGAUAUAAUAUAAUAGAAACAAUUAGAUAUGAUGUUGGUGGUUUUGAAAUCUGGGGAAAAUAAUAUAAUAUCAGUAAAAAUGUUUUCAAAGACAUUUAAUUCCAGUGAGCUAUAUUGUAGAGUUAGAUGAACAUUACAUUAUACAUUACCACGCUUAAUUUUGGAGAGCACAUUCUAAUUUGUUCUAGUUUGGGUGAAAUUCUGUGACCGUAAUAUUGGCUGCAGUUCUUGUUCAUUAUUGUAAAUAUUUCAAUUUGAUACAAUGCAUUAGAUCCAUUUCAACUUGAAUUGUCUCAAAAAGAGCAAUGGCAUGUGGCUUGGUAUAAAGAAGUUUCAGAUGGAUUUUGAAGGAGCAAAAACAAAAAGCUCGGAAAGUCUAGCCCUAUAGUCAAAAUUGUUAAAGCGAUAAACUUCUUGGACAAUUUUACCGAUGAUGUUUCUAUAUAUCUGUGUGCGUAGAGAACAAUGACAACAUGUUUUUGUUAUUGUGCACGUUGUACAUAACGUAGUUCUAUCAUUUGCUCCCGAGUAACGGAUACACCCAACGUCGCUACUAUAGCAGGCAGAACAAAAUAAAUGUACACAAAUGAUUUAUUGACUUAGCUAAUGGGGAGGGGGGCAUUCACACCUACUCACCAAAGGUAUUUGUACAUUGAACUGUGUACAAAACAUUAGAAUUAUUUCGGUAACGAUUGUAAAUUCACUUGUUGUAAAUAAAAUGCAAGUUGCGAAAGAAAUAGAGACAGAGAUAUGUUUUAAGGCAAAAGAGAACAUUUUGCUAGAUCUUAAUUUUCAUAGUAAUAGAUGAAGUUCUGGU
Molecule: messenger RNA, 1744 nt
Organism: Branchiostoma floridae (Florida lancelet)
Lineage: Eukaryota; Metazoa; Chordata; Leptocardii; Amphioxiformes; Branchiostomatidae
Product: NEDD8-specific protease 1-like
Exons: 2
Coding region: 269-700 (143 amino acids)
Source: RefSeq, a predicted model, not a curated record